Molecule: messenger RNA, 3185 nt
Organism: Aethina tumida (small hive beetle)
Lineage: Eukaryota; Metazoa; Arthropoda; Insecta; Coleoptera; Nitidulidae
Gene: Ptp61F
Product: tyrosine-protein phosphatase non-receptor type 61F
Exons: 7
Coding region: 149-1585 (478 amino acids)
Biological process (GO): protein dephosphorylation
Molecular function (GO): protein tyrosine phosphatase activity
Source: RefSeq, a predicted model, not a curated record
CAUGAAGCUGAGCUAUUUCCGUCUCUGUCUGUUGUACCUAGAAUUGCGAACGUUUGUCUCUUUUUAAAAAUGGUGUGGAAACGUUUACUGUAGCUUUUAUUAUUAAGUUUUGUAGGUUUUGGUUCUGGUAGUGCGAAACGUGAGGAAAAUGACAUCUGGCAACAAUAUCGAAAGUGAAUAUUUGGACAUCAAUGCGAAAAACGAGUGGCCGGUAAUUUACCAGAGGAUCCGAUCAGAAAGCAGCAAGGACAGCUGUACAGAAGCAAUAAAGCCGCAAAACAAAUCCCUGAACCGCUACAGAGAUGUGAGCCCGUUCGAUCACAGCCGCAUAAUACUGAAGCGGGGCGCCAGCGACUACAUAAACGCGAACCUGAUCAAAAUCGAAAAGGCCAACCGGCAGUACAUCCUGACCCAGGGCCCGCUGGCCAACACCGUCAGCCAUUUCUGGCUGAUGGUGUGGGAGCAGCGGAGCAAGGCGAUCCUGAUGCUAAACAAGCUGAUCGAAAAGAAACAGGAGAAGUGUUACCAAUACUGGCCGCAGAUCGGGCCCGACCAUCUGCUGACGCUGGCCGACGUCGGUUUAACAGUCGAGUACGUUAAACAGCACGACCACUCGUACUAUCUGACCAGGGAGUUCCGGCUUACAGACACUGAGACCGGUGAGUCGCGCGACAUCGUCCAGUUUCAUUACAUCACGUGGCCGGAUUUCGGGGUGCCCGGCUCGCCCACCGCCUUUCUUGAGUUCCUGCGCAGGGUCCGUUCGGCGAACGUGCUCGAACCGACCGUCGGACCGGCCAUCGUCCACUGUUCGGCCGGCAUCGGACGCUCCGGCACGUUUUGUCUCGUCGAUUCGUGUUUAGUGCUUAUCGAAAAAUUCGGCCUAAAUUCGGUAGACGUCAAGGAAAUCCUGUUAGAAAUGAGAAAAUAUCGUAUGGGCCUGAUCCAGACUCCGGAACAGCUCCGAUUUUCAUAUCAAGCAAUCAUAGAAGGUGCUAAACAACUAUUAGAUCCAAACGCAGAGGACCCCGAAAUCGUGGAGAGUCACGAAGACAUCGUAUCGGAAGGUGCGUCCAGUUCGGACGAAGAGCCGCCUCCUCCGCCGCCACGAGGUGAGAGCCUGGAAAAGAAAGUGGUAAACGGUGGUUUCGUGUCGAUCGAAGAGAGGCCACUGCCCAAGAUACCGGCCAGCGAGUCCUGCGACGAUUUGGAAUUAGGGAACGGUAUCGAUGAUCGUAUUCCGAGCGGGAAAUUGCCGGAUGUUCCCAGCGAGGAGGACGAGUUAAGCAGCGAAGACGAAAUCGGUCCGGAUUCACACAGCGAGGAUGAACAACGGGCCGAGAGUCCUGCCUCCGAAAAGUCUGAUGAUUCUAAUCUAAGUAACAGUAUUUCGCCUUCGGAGCUGAGACAUCGGAAUCGCGUGGAACGGAAAGAAAAGAUCGAAGCGAAAGUGAGAGACAUGAAGCGUCGCCAGCAAAUGAAUGAGCAAUGGACACAAUUGAAGAGGUCACUAUUUAAACCAUUACUUGUAGGAGGUUCGAUACUUUUGGGAGGUGGCCUCAUUGCGUAUCUUUAUUUUAAAGAUUAAACAUACAAGACGAUCUAAUUUAAGAUUAUUUCAGUUUCCUUAUGAUAAAAUUGACUUUAUGCAAUUGUUAUUUAAAAGAAAAGUAUCACUAACGUAGUUACGUUGUCAAUUUUUAUAUUUUAUGUAUUAUUAUAUUUCACAAAUGUUUUUGGUAGCACUGAUAAUUUUAUAUGAACAAUAUUUAUAAUUGCAAGAGAGCUCUUUAGGUUUACUUGAAAAAAUAAAUACUACAAUUUGAGGUACAUAUCAAAUACAAGCUAUUCUUGUGACGUAACGUUUAAAAACUCUUCAUUCUUUACCUUCCAGUUAGAAUUUCUACUUUGCUAAAUACUGAUGUUUGUUGUAUUCUCAGUUUAUGUUUAAUCUUCAUCAAUUAUUAUGCAGUGUGUGCAUAAUAAUUUAUGACGAUUAUAAAACUGGUGCAAAUUGAACAUAAAUAAUUAUUUUCUUAAAUAUUAACAGUACCGUUUUUUAUGUAAUUAUAUAAACCAAGUAACGUAGAAUAUUUGAUGUGUUAGAAUGAACGGAUAGAAAAAGACUGACGAAUUUACCACCUCGGUUUCAACAGGUCAUACUUCUGAUAUUAAAAAGUGCUGGGCGAAAUUUAAUAAUCUGUUGACCAAAUAUAAGCAAACAUCGAAAAAUUAUAUUUUUUAUAUUUAUAUUAUAAGAUAAUUUUAAGACACUUGUAUAUAUCUGGUACUGUAACAUUUAUUACACACUGAACUCAUUCCUUUAAUUUAUUCUAUUUGCCACUAAUUAAUUACAACAGGGCACGUAGCUACCAUAAAAAACGCUGAUUAAAUCUUAAGUCUUGUUACAAUAUUAUUUGACAGUAAAUGGAUUAAAAUUAAAGGUAUAUGGUCACCUCCAACAUUAUCGAUGCGCAUUUUAGAUUGCUCAUAUUUGUUCAACCCUAUUAGUAGUUAUUUGGCUUUUAUAAUCUCGUUUUCGAAAUGGUUUUCACCUAGUAUGACCGAAACGAUCAAUAUAUAAAUUGUUAUUGUUUGAGAGAUGUUUAGGAAUUAAAGAGGAACAGGUGGUAAAUGCAAUCCAUGUGUUGAUGGUGAAGCAGGUAGUUUUAUAUGUAAUGGACGAUCAUAUAAGACUUAAGUAUCAGGUUAAUAUUUGCAUGAGUUUUUGUUUCGAGUUAUGCUAGUUUCCUAUUUCGCUAGUAUUAAAUAUUUAUGAUUGAAAAUUGAGGAAAUGAAAACUUAUGUAAACUUAAUUUAAAUAGUUUAUAUAUGUGAAGUAGGCAGCAUUUAGAUUUUAUCAAAAUUUGAAAAGGUCGUUUUGAUAAACAACAGGGUGCUUUUGAAACAAAACAAAAAAAAAAUAUAAACAGAUCUAGAUUUUGAUAGAAAUUUUCUAUGAACUUUGUAUACCUUGUUUAUACAUUCCGUUUUAAGUGCCUACAAACUAUUUACAAGAUUAAAAAUUGCAUGGACAAUAUGCAUUCUAAUUUAUGUUGUUGUUAUUUACUUUGGAAACUAAGACAAUCGGUUUUUACAGUAUCUUUAACUUGAACCGAUAAUUGUGAUUGUUUACUAAUUUCUCAUACAUUUUUAUGAAUAUUCAAUAAAUAUAUUUAAACAAUAUA